GCACACACACACACACACACACACACACACACACAGGGUGUGCUGGAGAUCAGAGAGCGAUCCCCACAUUCACGCCUCCACUCGCUGCAGCAGAGAGCCGAAAAACACGCUCGCGCCCGCAGAAUCAGAGACACCCACAGCGCCCAGGCAAGAGAACAGAGCAGCAGAGAGAGGGAGGACAGAGACCGAAAAAGGAGAGAGAGAGAGAGAGAGAGAGAGAGAGAGAGACGAAAGGACAGAGAGAAAGCGAGAGAGGGUGGAGGAGAGAGACAGAAAAGGAGAGGGAGAGGCAGGAGGAGAGAGACAGAAAAGGAGAGCGAGAAAGGGAGAGAGACAGAAAAGGAGAGAGGGAGAGAGAAAGGGAGAGAGGAGGAGAGAGACAGAAAAGGAGAGAGGUAGAGAGAAAAAGGGAGAGUGGGAGAGAGAGAGAGAAAGGGAAAGAGGGAGAGAAAGAGAAAAAGGAGAGAGGGAGAAAGGGAGAGAGGGAGAGAGAGAGAAAGGGAAAGAGAGAGAGAGAGAGAGAAUAAGGAGAGAGGGAGAGGGAGGAGGAGGGCUGGAAGCCUGAGCGGCAGUGUCAGCAGCAGGACCCUGGAGGGAGCGUUUGGAAUGGACCUGGCUGCUCGCUGGAGGAACCCGCUGUCACCCGCCGUGCCCAAAUCAGAGGAGGAAGGGUAGAGGGUGCGCGCCGUCCCUCCGACCGACGCCGCCAGGAGCAAGGGAACCUAUCCCCGUCCCGGAUGAGGAUGAAUGGUGAUGUCCUCUAGCUGAGCUCCAAAGUGCGCGCGUUUGGCUUGGGUCGGUGACUGUCCGGGGGGGUUCGGGGGAGUUCAGGGGGGUUCGGGGUGGGGGGGUUCCGCAUGUCCGCGCGGAGGCUGGUGGCGGCGGCGGCGGCGGUGGCCCUGCUGUCCCUCAUCCUGAACAACGUGGCGGCGUUCACGCCCAGCUGGGUGGUGCAGGCACUGGAGGACGGACGCAAGCGCGCCGUGGGGCUCUGGAGGACCUGCCCUGCGGGGGAGCGCGCACGGGACGGGGCGGGCGUGGCCCUCCGCCGCCCGGGACUGAGCUGCGAGGCGCUGGGGUGGGGCUCGGACCCCGCGGGCUACCAGGAGUCCCGCAGCACCGUGAGGCUGCAGUUCGACAUGAUGCGGGCCUGUAACCUGAUGGCGACGGUAGCCCUGACGACGGGGCAGCUGAUCUUCCUGCUGGGGCUGCUGGAGCUGCCCUUCGUGGCCCAGGACUCGCAGUGGUGGGAGGAGGCCAUCGCCGCCCUCUUUCAGCUGGCCAGUUUCGUGCUUGUGAUUGGAUUGGUAACCUUCUAUCGGAUCGGACCGUUCACGCACCUGUCCUACUCCUGCUACCUGAACAUUGCCGCCUGCUUGCUGGCGACGCUCGCAGCGGCGAUACUCAUCUGGAACAUCCUGCACCAGCGGGAAGACUGCCUCGCCCCGCGCAUCGUCUUCAUCAGCCGAUCGCUGACGUCUCCGUUCGGCCCGCGCCUCGACAACGACUACGUGGAAUCGCCCUGCUGAGCACGAAGUCUCGAACCCUGCACCCAUUCCAGCAACCCACCAGCACGACGAGUCUAGCAAGCCUCAUUCGGAGUACCGUGAAUUUCAUUGUCGGGGUUUUGUUUAGUCCUUGUGUUAUCGUUGGUGUUUUUGUACUGUAGCCCAUUGCUGCACAAUGCACUCAUGGACACCAGCUGCAGUACUUCAGCGUGAUGAGAAAAUAUGGGCAAAGUUUAAGGGUCAGGUAAGGUCAAAUGAUUGAUUACUUCAUGAGUGAUUACUUCAAAAUAUUUAUCAAUUUAUCUUUAAAAUGCCACAAAACGAAUAUGCUGCUCAUGCAAUUUAGCACAGCACCACAAAACAAACAUAUAAACCAAAGGUUUUCCAAAGUUCUGGACAUAUGUUCUUUCCAGUAUGAACUCAUUGUAACUUAUAUUACAGACAGAGAACAAAUAUUUAAGAUUUCUAGAAUGAGUAUUUAUGUAAAAAAAGAAAAGAAAAAAGAAGCACAUUUUUUUUUUUCAUUUUGAUUUAGUUUACAAUAUAUUAAUUUGAGGGCUAUUUGGUACCAGACUAUAACUUUAAAGGUAAACUGUGUUCAUGUAAAUUGGCCAAGAAUUAUUGAAAAAUUGAAGUGGACAGGGAAUGAAAUGUCAACUCGUGGAUGUAUUCCCUUUUAUAACAUGCUCGCUUGUGGUACAUGUAUUAAGUAUGCCAAUUUUGUAUGGUUAUAUUAAUAUCAUAUUGUUGUUCUAUUACAUUUUUUACUUGUGUGUUUCAGUUGAGAAGUAUUUUUAACUGCUUAACAACUGGGCUGAGUGAAAAUAAUAAGUAUGUAAUAAAUGUAUGAACAUCUUUGUAUCACAAUCA
Anguilla rostrata (American eel) is the source of this 2378-nucleotide messenger RNA. Its product is annotated as transmembrane protein 204-like. The record is from RefSeq and is a predicted model, not a curated record. The transcript has 3 exons. NCBI's taxonomy places the organism in Eukaryota, Metazoa, Chordata, Actinopteri, Anguilliformes, Anguillidae. Bases 858 to 1529 code for a protein of 223 amino acids.